Saprolegnia parasitica CBS 223.65 is the source of this 7114-nucleotide messenger RNA. RefSeq lists its product as hypothetical. Gene Ontology annotation, molecular function: protein-containing complex binding; monoatomic ion channel activity. The record is from RefSeq and is a predicted model, not a curated record. The coding region runs from base 1 to 6483 and encodes 2160 amino acids. Gene Ontology annotation, cellular component: membrane. The transcript has 16 exons. Lineage: Eukaryota; Oomycota; Saprolegniomycetes; Saprolegniales; Saprolegniaceae. Gene Ontology annotation, biological process: monoatomic ion transport; transmembrane transport.
AUGAAGCAGCUACUGGUGCAGCUCGGCCUUUGGCGACUGCCCACGGCUCAGAAUGGCCGGCCGUCGCACAUCAGCGCCAUCUUGCGCAGCGAGAACUUCGCACGCGUCGCGCCGCUACUUCGUCGGACAGCAGAGAACCUCGGCAGCUUCCAGCUACGGCGCGGGUCGCUGUCCUGGGAAAUUCGACACAAGAAGACGAUUGCGAUCGAGCCCGACUCGUUCUACCUGGCGUGCUGGAACGUCGUGCCGACGCUGGUCUACUUGCUCAACCUUGCCGAAGCCUUCUUUUUUGUCGACAUUGCCGUUCAAAUGCACACGGGCUUCUACCUCCUCGGCGACAUGGUGCGCAACCCGAAAAUGACGCGGCGCAAGUACCUUUGGUCGUGGAGCUUUCCGCUCGACCUCCUCACGCUAGUGCCGCUGUACACGAUCGCACCGCACGCUUCGUCGUGCGGGCUCUUGUACCUCAACAAACUCCUCCGUCUUCGACGCGUGAACGCAUAUACGCUCGACUUUGACAAGGUGUUUGCGCGCCACUUCAAAUUCUGCAAGAUCGUCAAGGUCGUCUUUGUCUCGUACGCCUUUUGCCAUAUUACCGCGUGCCUGUACGCGUCGUUUGGGUUCAAUACCGACAAAACCAACCCGUGGUUGCUCACGCUCCACCUUGCGCACGAAGACGUGGUGACGCAGUACUCUGCCGCGCUCUUCUGGUCGCUUGGUAUCGUCUCCAAGUGCCUCGAAGGUUUCGCACCUCGCACGCUGUGGCAGUCGGUCUACAUGGUCACUGUCAUGGUCAGCGGCUUCCUCCUCUUUGUCUACAUUUGCGGCACGCUCUUCAUGCUCUCCAAAUGCGACGCCGACACGGUCGAAAAGUUUGACGCGAAAAUCAACCAGCUCCGCUACGUCCUCUCGUUCCAUCACGUGCCCCAUGAAAUCCAAGAGCGGGCAGUCGAGUUCCUGGAGAACGGCUUCAAGAGCGGCGAAAGCAACGACAAGAGCAACAUGAAGCUCCUCUGUCCGUCAAUUGCCAAAGAUGUGAAAUUCUCGCUUCUCAAGGGUAUGGUGGCCGGCGUGCCAUUCUUUCGCUGCUGCAACGCGGCGUUCGUACGCGCGCUCGUCGACCUCAUGGACACGCAUUCGCUACCGACCAACUUUGUCGUGUGCCAAAAAGGCGACCAAGGCGAAGACAUGUACUUUGUACAGGCCGGUGUCCUCGCAGUGAGCAUCAACGACGUCAAGGUGCGCGAGCUACGCAAAGGCGGCUUCUUUGGCGAACUCUCGCUCUUCACCAACCAAGUGCGCACUGCCAACGUGACCACCGCGACGUUUUGUAUUUUGCACAUUUUGUCGCGAAGUCAUGUCCAUCGCGUUCUGCGGGCGUAUCCGGAAUUCGAGGGUCAAAUUCUCGACUGCGUCGGGAAACUUUUGCAGGAAAUGGACCUCCACAACAGCGAAGUGAUUCGGCGAAAAGGUUCGCUCCUGGACGGCAACGACACGUUCGAACGCGCAAAAGCCUAUGGCAACUACGUGCACCAGCAGGAAGGGCCUGAUGACAAGAGCCGCUUUGUGGACAUCGUGCCACCGUCCGGGAAGCCGGCGAGUACCGGCCAUCCGUCGCGGGCGUCGAGUCGUCCAAAAAGCAACCAGGUCUCGUCCAAGGUGACUGAAUCGCGCACGUCCACGACGAUGACGUUUACUCGGCCUCUCUUUGCCGUACCGCGCUGGCACAAAUUGCUCUUGAAGCACGCGUUGGAUCGCAAGGCGCGCUAUCGUCUCGCGUGGCUACUCGCCGUUAUGGGUGCGACGCUUUACAAUCUCUUUAUGGUGCCGUUUGUCAACACCUUUGUCAUCAUGGGCUACCCAACGUGGAUGCAAGGGUGCAAUUUGGUCGCGGACAUCAUCUUGUGGCUCGACAUUUACGGCAAACUCAACUUGUCCUAUGUCGUCGAGGCCGAGUCGAUCUUUGACACGGUCAAGUGCGCCACGCACUACAUUCGCACGUCGUUUUGGCGGGACGUCGUGUGUGCCUUCCCGCUCUGGAUUCUGUACCCGCCAUGGCACCUGGUCUGGCGCGUCACGCGUCUGAUUCGGGUCUUGCAUCUCGCGGACGAGCUCGAAGAGGUGGCCCUUUUCGUGCGCAUUGCAAGCAAAAGACGCAUUCUCGUUCUCGGCGUCUUGCUCUUCUUCUGCUACCACCUCGGGGGGUGCGCGGCACAAGCGUACACGUUCAUUGCGGGCUACGGCCACCUCCAAAACGGAUGGCUUCCGCCCAUGGAGCUCAACCUGCACCUCAACCACGACGCGACGGGCUACGUCGAUCACGACAACGUCACGUAUGCGCUCGAUGACCCGCACGUCAGUCAUGUCAAGCUCAUCGUGUAUCUGCGUGCGCUGUAUUAUGGUGCCGUGUGCAUCACGAAUCUCGGGCUGCCCUUUGAGCCCGAGAUCUUUGGCGAGUACAUUUUGGCCAGCGUCCUCAUGCUCAUUGGCAUGCUCUUGAUUUCCAUCAUCAUUGACGAAGUCCAGAAGCGCGUGACGGCGUCGGCCGUUGAGCAAAUGGAAUUUCUCGCGACCCGGUCGCGUAUCCAGCUCUUUUUGCAAAAACAAAAAGCGCCCACGGGCCUGCACCGCCGCGUGUCGGCGUUCCUCGACUUUUGGUGGAGCGCCCAUCGAGGCGCCAACAUCAACGAGCUUGUCGCGGAGCUGCCCAACAAUAUCAAGCGCGAGAUCCUCUCGUUCAUCUGCGCAUCCGCUGUCGACACGAUUGCACGCAUGGAGCAUGUUAGCGACUGCUUCCCGCAACUUGCCGCUAUCUUUCUGGACAACUUGACCAUCCACUUGCACGGCCAGGGCGAAAUGGUGUACCGCUGCGGCGACUACGCCGACGCUGCCUACGUCCUUCUCGAGGGCCACGUGGCGAUUCUGACACCGUCACUCGACGACGCACCGCGCGAGCUCAAGUCGGGCGAUUUUUUCGGUCUCUCUAGUCUGGAUCUCGAACGAGACAACAUUGUCCACGCGGACCAAGCGAAAGCCAUGACGACGUGUGUCGUUGCACUCGUGACGCGCCAGACACUCCUGUCGCUUCAAGAAACAUUUCCGACAUUUGCGGCCAACGUCUUGGCCCGAAGUGCCAAAGCCCACGGCCGCAACAAACCGGGGCUUAUCGAGAGGACGCCGUCUGGUCUUUCGUCGUCCAAGGAGCCUACGAGCACCGUCUCCAAGCCGUGGAUGCUGAAUCCCGACUCGAACUUCUCCAUCUUUUGGGAAACACUCCUCUUCUUUGGCAUGGUCUACGAGUGCAUUGGCGUGCCCUUUUACAUGGCAUUUGGUUUUGCGGACGAGUCGGUCCGCGUGUCCGAUUCAAUCUCAAUUGUGCUCGAGCUCUGUUUUCUGGCCGACAUUUUUCUCAAAACGCGGACCGGGUUUUCUGACUAUGGCAACAAGAUCAUGGACCCGGUCAAAGUGCGCAAGCGCUACCUGCGCUCGAUGAGCUUUGUCAUUGACAUCCUCGCCGUGAUCCCGCUCAAUUUAGCCAAUCUCUGGACGGGAAGUCCGCGGUCCGAGGCAUGGAAUGUCAACAAACUCCUCCGGCUCUUUAAACUCUCGGCCCAAAUCCAACAUUUGGAGCGGCAGUACUACACGAUCAACAUCCAGAUCCGCAUCUUCAAGCUCGUCUUCUACAUCUACUUGCUCGCGCACUUUAUCGGAUGCACGUGGUACAACUUUGGCAACAACGCGUCAACGCUGCUGGGGUUCACCACCACCAAGCAGUUUGGGAAGGACGCGUGGCUCCCCAAUGUCGACAUGGACCCGUCCAACCCCAAUAUGACGCUCCUUCUCAAGUACACCAAGGCGCACUACUGGGGCCUCGGCAUGCUCACGGGCUACCAUCCUGGCAUGUACCCCGUGACUGCGAUCGAAUACGCCUUUACGAUGUUUGUCCAAACGCUCGGUGUCUUCUUGCUCGCCUACGUAGUGGGCAACUUGCUGGACAUUGUCCAAAUCCUCGAUGGGAACAACCGGGCGUUCUACAGCAACCUCAACUACGUCCGCAAGUUUAUCAAGUACUUCUCGUUUUCGCCCGAGAUGGAGCUCAAGAUUGCGCACUUUUACUUUUACCGGCUCUUUCACUCGAUCCACGAAGAACACAUUUUGGCGAAAUGCCUUCCGCCGUCGCUCGUCGCCGACAUCCGGGUUUUCUUAUUGACGCCGAUGCUCAACAAGGUGCCCUUCUUUCAAGACGAACACGCCGACUCGAACGUGACGCGCGUGCUUGUGAGCCAAAUGACGCAGCUGCUCGUGACGCGGGGUGAGCUCGUGUGCCGCCAAGGCGAAGUCGGCGUCGAGAUGUACUUUGUCUUCUCGGGGUGCCUCGAUGUGUUUAUGAUGCUUGAUGGCCUUGUGCCUGUGUGCAGCAUCAAGGACAACCUGGUCAGCAAAGGCACCAAGGUCAACGAGAUCCAUGCCGGCGCCUUCUUUGGCGAAAAGUCCCUUUUCUGCUACAUGCCGCGCAAUGCGACGAUUGAAGCGAGGACGUUUUGUACGCUCUACAAGCUCUCGCGAAAGCAUUUGGAGUCAGUGUUUGCGCAGCACCCCAAGUGGAAAGCCAAGGUCAUGCUCAUUGUGAAUGAAAUCUACGCCGAGCAAGAGCUCAAAAUGCGCGAGGACCAGGCCAGGGCCGAAGCCAAAGUGGCAACGACGCCCCACGUGCUUCAGCGACCAAUCGCCACGUCCAAGUCGAUGCUGCUCUUGCGUGCGUCAAAAGAUGAGAUCAUCAGAACGGUCUCGCGGUCGCAGCAACUGCUGAAAAAGCUCGUGCACAUCGAAGUCCAGUCAUCCAUGUACAUCCGGUACUUGACCGUGCUCUGCAUCUCGCUCUUGUACAUCGCUUUGAGCAUCCCGUACGCGCUCACAUUUGGCAACGAAGGCCUCUCGACUGGCAUCUUUGUCGUCUACAUGAUACUCAACGUGUUCACGGACGGGGUGUUUGUGUACGACAUUUGGUUCAAGCAGCACAUUAUCGAGACAGUCUCGUCACGCGAGUUUAGUGAAGAGACAAGAGAGCACAAGACGACGCAGUGGCUCGAUGUCCUCGCAAUCCUUCCGCUGGACUAUAUCGUGGGGCCGUUCUUCAAGUUUUCUGCCCUCUUUCGGCUCAACCGCUUUCUCAAGUUGCGGCAACUUACGCACACGAUCGACGAAGUGCAGCGUUUCAGCAUGUCAUACGAGAUGAACCGACUCAAGCUCCUUGGACUCUACUACUUCAUGUGCAGCUACUGGUUGGCGUGCGCGUACUUUGGCACGACGUUCAUCGAUGGAUUCGGGCCAGCUUGGAGCUCAUCAUUGCCCGUGGCCUAUUUUGCGAUUGAUCCCGAUGCGACAAGUGAGAAAGUCUUUUUCCGUCUCUUCCGAUGCCUCUACUUUGCAAUGACGUUAAACACGGGCACUGGUCUCGUGAACGAGCCGAAAGAUCAGAUGCUCCAGUUCACGUUCCUCUUCAUCAUGGCAGUGUUUGGCAUCUUCAUCAUGGGCUACGUCAUUGGCGAGGCGUCCACUUUGUGCAUCUACCUCAUCCAGAACGAAGUCGAGUUCAAGAUCAACCAGAUGAACGUCAUGGAGUUUCUUGCGCGGAAGCGUAUCACCCGGUCGAUCGAAAACCGAGUCCACGUCUUUCUCUCGUACUGGUGGUCGUCGCAGAGCGGUGUCAUGUACCAAAGCAUUUUGGAGCAGCUCCCGCCCCGAAUCCGGUCACAAGCUAACAUUCAGAUCGGCCACAUGGCUAUCGACCGCUUCUCGACGCGGUAUUUGCGACCGCUUUGCGGCGACAACAACAGCAUCGAGGCGCUUGUGUACAGCAUGGCCCACCGGCUAGUCUUUGAGGGGUACCCCCCCGGCGAAUCGGUCAUCGUCCAAGGCAACAUUGGCCAAACCAUGUACUUUGUCGCCAAGGGCAACCUCAUUUCAGCAUCGACGACACCCAAUUUCGCUCCGAUACGCUACGUGGACGGUCAGUUUUUUGGCGAUGAAGGCUUCAUGUCGGCCAGCUUUUGCACCUAUUCCGUCGUGACGCUGCGCGCCUGUGAUCUCUUCGCGCUCUCAGCGACCGACUUUACCGCUGCCUUGCAAGAGUCCCCGUGGUUUGCGGAAAGUGCCGCCAUUGCGCGCAUGGUGGUCGCGGCGCUGGCAGAGCCCGAUGCCUACCCGUCGACUCCUCCCACGACCGACUUGGCGGAGCUGAUUUACUACUUGAUUCGUGGCCGCGACGAUGUUCAGUACUACAGCACUCUCUCGGUGCUCGAGUGCGGCGCUGCGUUCACGCCAUUUCUCGCACUCUUUGAAGACCAAGGCGACGGCGCGCCGGCCAAGUCUUUGUGGCAACGCACAACACGCUCCACUUGUGUCAGCAGUGCGAAGACCAUGCGGCAACGCUCUACUGCAAAUUCUGCCUCCAGAACCUCUGCAGCCAGUGCACGCGGGUGAUCCACGAAAACACCCACUACGCGUUUCAUAUGGACUCGAUCGCGCGCCUUCAGCCGCCGCAGACCAAGGCCCUCAACAAAGUGGCCAAUACCGUCGCGAUCUGCGCCAAGAAGCUCCGGUCGUUUUCUCUCGCGGUACGUACGGCGCCCGAACCCGAUGUGCCUUCGGACCAGUUUCCCUCUGCCGACGAGCUGAAACCGAGCUCGAACAAGUGUGCGAGCGCGCCAGUGAUGAACGUCACGCAAGCAAUGCUCGAACAGUCGGCCGAAGAAGGCGGCAAAAAGCUAGAGGAUGCUCGGGCCGAGAAGCGCGCGCGCACGUCCUUGCAGCGGCUUCAAGUGCGCUUGAGCCAAUUGCAAGCUCAUAGCGGUUUGAACCCACCGACGCCAUACAACAACCUGUCGCUGGGGCCGUCUGUUCACAGCACAACAACGUUUGCCACCCUUCAAGAAGCUGCUCGCAUAGAAACAAAGAAACAAAUGGCAAACGAGAUCCAAGGCUCCCAAACCGACGACGAUACGGCGGCCGCUCCCAGUCGUAUCGCGCCUUCCAACGAGACGACGUUGCCACAAAAUGCACCCGGCGAUACAUAAUACCUUUUACACGUUUUCCUUUAGUAUGUAUAUAUACA